AGCUGAGCGGGUGCUUUCACUGAACAAACAAAACAAAAUUAGUUGUGUUGCAUCUUUCUAUCCUCCCCAUGCAAAAAUUGCGUUCGUUUGCAAAAUCACUAGAGUUUUAUAUCGUUGCGUUGGUUUGCGGUUUCCGUUUCAAAGUGUGUUAUCACUUAUCAGUGCGGUAAGAGUGAUUGAAGGAAUGCUGCUUGAGUGAAUAUCCAAUUUUAAUCGGUCCAGUGUUUCAGUCGGUUGUGUUUCGGAUCCAAAGUUUGUCGUUGAAUAUUUUGUGUAUAAAGUGAAUCGUCCUUGGAAUCAACCCCCCCCCAUUUGCAUCGUCAAAAGAAAUUCAUAACUGAUUUGCUUGAAAACAUUCUCCUAUAGUGUAACCUGAAACUAUUGCAACAAUGGCCGCCAGCGAUAAGGGAGCCGCAUUCUGGAUGGGAGCUCAAACUUUGCCCAUUCCGAUGACAAUGUUCCGCGAGAACCGGGAAAAGGUCAUUGGGGAGCUGCGGAAGGUGCGUAAGUUCGAUGGAACAGCGCUGAUUUUGCUGCAGGGUGGCGACAAUAUCAGCCACUAUGACACCGAUGUGGAUUACGUCUUCCGGCAGGAGUCAUACUUCAUGUACCUGUUCGGCGUAACGGAACCCGGCUGCUACGGUACUGUUGACGUCGCGACCGGAAGUACCACCUUGUUCGUGCCGCGCCUUCCGUCCGAGUAUGCCGUUUGGAUGGGCCCAUUGCUCUCGUGUGACGAUUUCAAGCAGAAGUACGAGGUCGAUGCGGUGUACUACGCGGAUGAGAUUGACGUCAAACUUGGAGAACUCAAUCCAUCCGUCCUACUCACCUUGUGUGGCCCCAACGCGGAUAGCGGACUGGAGGCAAAGCCAGCCAACUUCAAAGGAAUCGAAAAGUUUGUCGUCGACUCGGAUAUCCUGUUUCCGGUAAUCGCUGAAUGCCGCGUCAUCAAGUCCCCAGCCGAGGCGGAGGUCCUCCGUUACGUGGCCAAGGUUUCCUCUGAUGCGCAUAAGCGAGUGAUGAAGAACAUCCGCCCCGGAUGGCAUGAAUACCAAGGCGAGGCCGAGUUUCUACACCACGCGUAUUCGGUCGGUGGCUGCCGACACGUGUCAUAUACGUGCAUCUGUGGCGCCGGGACCAAUUCGGCCAUCUUACACUACGGCCACGCAGGUUCGCCAAACGAUCGCCUUAUUAAGGACGGCGAGAUGUGUCUGUUCGACAUGGGUGCCAACUACAAUGGCUAUGCUGCGGACAUUACGUGCAGCUUCCCGGUCAACGGCAAGUUCACCGAUGAUCAGAAGCUGAUCUACAACGCUGUGUUGGCGGCAAGGGAUGCCGUAUGUGGCGCUGCCAAGGAGGGUGUUUCCUGGGUCGAUAUGCACCUGUUGGCCAAUCGUGUCAUGCUCGGCGAGAUGAAAAAGGGUGGAUUGCUGCAGGGAGAUGUUGAUGAGAUGAUGAGCGCUGGGUUGAACGCCAUUUUCCAACCGCAUGGGCUGGGCCAUUUGAUUGGGCUGGACGUGCACGAUGUCGGCGGAUAUCUGACGCACUGCCCGGAGCGUCCGACACAGCCCGGUGCCAAUCGGCUGCGAAUGGCGCGUACUUUGGUGGCCGGAAUGUACGUUACGAUUGAACCCGGAUGCUACUUCAUUGAACCGUUACUCAACAAGGCGUUCGCCGAUCCGAACCUGAGCAAGUUCCUGGUCAAGGAGCAAAUCGAUCGCUUCCGUAACUUUGGCGGUGUGCGCAUUGAGGAUGAUGUUCUGAUCACCAAGACCGGAAUCGACAAUUUCACCGUUGUGCCAAGAACAGUUGAGGAAAUUGAAGCAUGGAUGGCACGUUGAAAGCGGCGGAAGUCGUCGAUCCGUUAUACUUCUACAAGAUUUUGAUAAACACUGUAACACUAACCUAAGGUAGAAGCAUGCAUACUUCUCUUCCAAAAUGAUGUAAUCAGCCUACAUAUUCUUUAAAAAAGUUUUUAAACGUACAAAAUGAUGAUAUAUACAAAUCUAUAGAAAAAUGUU
Aedes aegypti (yellow fever mosquito) is the source of this 2021-nucleotide messenger RNA. RefSeq names its product xaa-Pro dipeptidase (gene Dip-C). NCBI's taxonomy places the organism in Eukaryota, Metazoa, Arthropoda, Insecta, Diptera, Culicidae. The record is from RefSeq and is a predicted model, not a curated record. The coding region runs from base 390 to 1841 and encodes 483 amino acids. The transcript has 10 exons. Gene Ontology annotation, molecular function: manganese ion binding; metalloaminopeptidase activity.